Messenger RNA from Aspergillus brunneoviolaceus CBS 621.78, 444 nucleotides. RefSeq names its product putative TOM core complex subunit Tom6. NCBI's taxonomy places the organism in Eukaryota, Fungi, Ascomycota, Eurotiomycetes, Eurotiales, Aspergillaceae. Gene Ontology annotation, cellular component: mitochondrial outer membrane translocase complex. The transcript has 3 exons. Gene Ontology annotation, biological process: protein import into mitochondrial matrix. Bases 62 to 238 code for a protein of 58 amino acids. The record is from RefSeq and is a predicted model, not a curated record.
CGACUCCCUCCCCGUCAAGCUCCAACGUUCACUCAUCCACCUCCCACAUCCCAUUCACAUCAUGGUCCCCAGACAGCGCGUCGUUUCCGGUCGCCCCCAGAAGGGCUUCCUCAGUACCGCCUACGAGGAACUUACUGCCGCCGAAAACGCUACCAUCGUUCGAAGCCUUCUUGUCUUCGGCGUUGGCGUUGCUUUCCUCCACAGCAGCCUCGGCGAGCUCCUCCUCCCUCCUAUGUAAAAUGGAUACCCUAUGCCUCCGUCCAACUCCGUGAAACGAAGGUCGCCCGACAGGCCGGGAACCGGGUCGACUAUUGAUCGCUGGAUACGUGCGGAAUCUUGCUAUGCUAUUGCUCUCGACAUCUGAAGUUAAUGAAUACGUGUAUUAUAUUUUUUUUGUGCAUUAAAUGGCUCCGCCGCGCUGAUGGAUGGGACAUGACUUGCCAG